Molecule: messenger RNA, 1760 nt
Organism: Sardina pilchardus (European sardine)
Lineage: Eukaryota; Metazoa; Chordata; Actinopteri; Clupeiformes; Clupeidae
Gene: wdr89
Product: WD repeat domain 89
Exons: 3
Coding region: 147-1313 (388 amino acids)
Molecular function (GO): protein binding
Source: RefSeq, a predicted model, not a curated record
AAAUAGUGUACUGCACUGCACGGAACUCCGAAAUAGAUCAUGAUUUCCGGGGGGCACAUUACCACGGUGCACGCUGGACGUUCUCUGCGUUUACGUGCAUGGCAGCUGUGACAAGUUGACGAUCCGCUCAAAAAGAGUGGCUUCUUAUGGAGACUCUGGAGGAGACGUUUAAGACGCUAGGCAUUGCGCGGCGGCUGCAGCCCAGUGAGCCCACCUACAUCCUGGAUGUGGCGCUGCAGCCCUCCCCCUCCGGCUCCAGCGCCGCCCUGGUGGCUGUCAGCUGCUCCAACCGCACCGUGCGCCUCCACCACCGCGAGACGCUGGGUGUGCACGGGGAGUUCAAAGGUCACACAGGGGCGCUGUGCGGGGUGCGCUUUGCGCACGACUCCCCUGACCUGCUCUACUCGGCCUCGGCGGACGGGACGGUGCGGUGCUGGGACACACGCCACCCCGGCUCUAACGCCACGCGCGUGCUCCGCAGCGAGGUGGGCCACGCCUUCUGCUCCUUCGACCUCAGCAGCAACGACGCCGUGCUGUGCGCGGGGACCGAGAAGGUGGCCGAGGAUUCCUUCCUGGUGUUCUGGGACACGCGCAUGGCCUCGGCCAAAGCCCAGGGAAAGCAGCCGGGGCUGCUGGGGGUGUACUCGGAGUCGCACAGUGAUGACAUCACGGCAGUGCGCUUCCACCCGCGCGUGGCGGACCGGCUGGCGUCAGGGGGCACGGACGGCCUGGUGAACGUGUUCGAUCUGAGCCAGGGGGCGGAGGAGGACGCCCUCAUCACCACCUGCAACUGCGACUCCUCAGCAGGCAGCAUCUGCUGGGCAGGUGUGGAUGGCGAGCAGCUGCUGUGCCUGACGCACGACGAGGGUCUUCACCUGUGGGACGUGCGGCAGCUGGACUCCGACGACCCGCUGACCCUGCUGAGCUCCGGCGACGCCCGCUCCCUCGUCACGCUGCCCGACGGCCACGCCCUGGAACACUUUGUGGGCGGAGCCUGGCUGGAGUGGGCGGGGCAGCUGCAGGUUGUGGGCGGGACCAGUCGAGGAGAGCUCCACCUACUGGAGUGCAGUGGGCAGGGCUUGCGUGCGGUGCGCUCGCUGACGGACGGCCACUCGGCCACCGUGCGCUGCUUCCUGUGGGAGCCUGAAGGGGGCGCUCUGCUGACGGGCGGAGAGGACGGCCAGCUGCUGCAGUGGAGGGCGGGCGCCACCGAGCUACAGGGGCCCCAGAGGGACACUCUGAAAAGCACCUCUGCCAUGCAGCUCAAGAGCAAAGCUCACCGCAAGCACCACAGCAAGAGGAACAACACCUAAGACACAACUACUUACCAAACUGCCCUGCUGUUCCAGGACCCCAGACUGCCUUAAGACCCACUAGGUCCUUUUUCUGUGUUUUAAACGGUCCAGCACUGGUGUUCUCUCAGUUUUUUAUUCCUCAGAAAGGGAUUUGAAAGGUUCACAGGCUCCUGUGUGUGGUGUGUAGUCCUCCUGCUGCUAGGGGGCGCUGGAGAGGCCAGCUCUCAGAAGAGGAGCUCUCUGAUCACAAACCAGCUGUAGGUUUCACCCCUGGGCCUCACACUCGCAUGUCCAGCAAACGUGUGUUUCACGAGGCCAAGUGUGUGUCUUACUGUGAACACAUGGACACACCAAACGAGAGCUAUGGAGAUGUCUUUGCUGCAAAUGUGUUGUUGUGUGAAGCAGAAAGGAUCAACCUCAUGAACUUCAAGUGAAGUCGCAGUAUUAAAAUUCCUUUACAUACAA